Messenger RNA from Saccostrea cuccullata (small rock oyster), 1523 nucleotides. RefSeq lists its product as uncharacterized. The record is from RefSeq and is a predicted model, not a curated record. Lineage: Eukaryota; Metazoa; Mollusca; Bivalvia; Ostreida; Ostreidae. The coding region runs from base 84 to 1481 and encodes 465 amino acids. The transcript has 8 exons.
UAGAGAGGACUUUCCAGAUAGGAACAAUAUGACCGAGGUUUCCACUAACACUAUUGAUACGAAUGUAAUAAAGAAUUGCAGGGAUGCAGCAUAACCUUAAAGAAAACAGAAGAAUACUGUUGAUUAUCUUAUUAACUAUCCAGGAUAUACAUGGGCAGGAUCCCUGUUUGGGUGGAAACCACGGCACUCCAUCCUUCCUGGAGAAGCGAAGCCCUUCGUACGAGAUGGAUUCGUCGCCGAUCUGUGACCGGUACAUCCUCGAGGGCUGGUACGGGGCGAGGGGAUACAAUAUGUCUACCUCUCCUCCCUCUCUUACAUAUUGUGGUACACUGUAUCCAGUCUGGUCGAAUGAUCAGCCACCCAGUGAUGGGCAAACUGGAUUUGUAUCUGCCUGUCAGGUUGGAUUUAGCGCUAACUGUGACAAAAGUUACAACAUUGAAGUAAAGAACUGUGGAGAUUUCAUAGUGUAUAAAUUGAAGCCAGUGGAUUUAUGUGAUUCCGCAUAUUGUUUUGAAACACCAACAGUUAUAACAUCUUCGGUCGCAAUCACAACUUUUUAUGCAGCAGCAGACGAAACCUCACCGGACGUAACAUACAGUAUUCACAACACAGCUUCGACCAUUGUUUCUACCACGGAGCCAAUUAAAGAUGUAACAUUACAACCGACCUACUCCAUUUCUGAGUCAAGUAAAGAUGUAACAAAUCCACCAACUAACCCCUCUACUGAGUCAAGUAAAGAUGUAUCAUAUCCACCAACUAACCCCUCUACUGAGACAAGUAUAGAUGUAUCAAAUUCAUCGACUAACCCCUCUACUGAGUCAAGUAAAGAUGUAACAAAUCCACCAACUAACCCCUCUACUGAGUCAAGUAAAGAUGUAUCAAAUUCAUCGACUAACCCCUCUACUGAGUCAAGUAAAGAAGUCACAUUACAACCAGAUAACCCCUCUGCUGAGUCAAGUAAAGAUGUAACAUAUACACCAAGUAAACCUACUACGGAGCCAAGUAAAGCUGGAACUCCUGUCUUGUCCAGUGUACAGUGCAAAGGUGUCGAUCACAUUGAUGUAUUUAAUGAUCACUCUGGGGACAUGAAAUCAAAGAUGAGUAGGGCAUUAGACGGAAACAACAUGACCUGCUUUCAGCUACCCCUCCAGGAUGACCAAACCCCCUUCUUUCUGGUCAGGAUAUCCGUACCUGAAACCUUUGGGACUAAGGCUAUUCCGUAUGACAUUACCAUAGCAGGAAAUGGACUGUCGUGUAAUAGACACUCCAUCGCGAGGAUGAGUCAGGUCUCCUAUCGCGUUGUUGGACAACCAACGCAGUUUUGUUCGUUGCUCAGUGAUGUUAAAAUAUCAGGACUUUCUGUCUGCAAGCUCUAUUGCGCAUGUCCGAAUCCCGUUAGCUGUAGAGAUGUAACCAUCUACCUUGCAAGUGGAAAGAACCGGGAACCCUGGUCCUUAUGUGAAGUGUUUGUAUCUACCUAGUAUCCCGAGCCCGAUCUCCUACUGAACCGGGAACCCUGGUCC